Fundulus heteroclitus (mummichog) is the source of this 1629-nucleotide messenger RNA. RefSeq names its product CMRF35-like molecule 1. The record is from RefSeq and is a predicted model, not a curated record. The transcript has 5 exons. Lineage: Eukaryota; Metazoa; Chordata; Actinopteri; Cyprinodontiformes; Fundulidae. Bases 242 to 1030 code for a protein of 262 amino acids.
ACAACUCCUUAUGAUAAAAUAGCAAAACAGGCUUGUUGUGCAGGCUAAUUGCAGAAAGGAGGAGACAGAAAGGAGGGUCUGUUUCAAUGUUUUCUUACAGGAAACUGUUAAGAAGUGGGAAGUGCAACAACAAAAAGGAACCAAUGCAAAACCAAAAACAUUUCUUUAGACGGAUGGCCAAAGUCUUGAUGUCUGGGUCAAGAAAACUGAAGAAAACACAGACAUACAAAUCAUCUGAAACAUGAAGAGGAGUUUGGUCUUUGUUGUCCUCAUUUUGGAAGAGUUUUUCCAGACUGAAGCCAUCUCCAUAACAGGAACUGUGGGGACAGAACUCAAAAUAACAUGCUCUCAUACUUAUGCCACCACCAACGUCAAAUAUUUCUGUAAGGGAGCAUGCACUGAUGCUGACGUCCUGAUAAAAAGCAACGUCCAGGAGCGAGGGUCAAAUGGGAAGUACUCGAUAAAAGACGAAGGAAACACAUUCUACGUGACAAUCACAAACCUGGAAACGAGCGAUGCAGGAGUUUACUGGUGUGGCAUCGACAGAGUCGGGGCUGACACGUACAAUAAAGUCACCAUCACUGUAAAAGAAGAGAAUCCAGAAGGCAUCAUGAAGACGUCGCAUUCUGAGAUGAUUCUGUAUGUUGGAACAGGUCUCGGUGUAGCUGUGCUGGCUCUGGCAACCGUCCUCCUGCUUUUCCUCAGACUCAGAAAAAGGAAUGUCAGCACUUCACAUGGAAAGGAAAACAAUGACAUUGAGUAUGUGACGACCGUAUUCCAGAAAAAUACACAACAUGCCAACGGCACUUCGUCAGUCGGUGGGGAGCAAGGAGCAGAUGCCCGGAUCUACACAGACCUGUCAGAAGUUCGGCACCCCAACAGCUCUGCAGAACCUAAAACCCAGUCAGAUGAUCUUUUUUACUCCACCAUCAGUUUCAACGAUCAGCCAGCCAGCGGCUCUGUCCCACCUCCAAGUGAAUUAACAGAAUACUCGUCUGUUAAACUCAAAUAUACAGCCUCCACCAGCUGAAGAGUUAACAGUCUGCUGGGUGCAUUUUACUAUUUAACUUUACAGCCAAGACAAGACAAAUAAAAAUGAUCUCUGCAGAUGUUUUCAUCUUAGAUUUAGAAAAAACUCAUAUACUCCAUGGUUGCAAGAUAUUUUUAGGUUUAUUUUUGUGUUUUAUUUUUUUUAGUGACAAAAACUAAAGCCAGAAACCUGGACAGUGAUGUGAUCAGAAUGAAAGGUUUCAGUGCAUCAUUUUACCUUUUAGAAAUAACAAGCAUUAGGCGGGUAUUAACAAUACUCUUCAUUGAGUCCACACUUGUGCUUUAAGUGGAAUAUUAUUAUAAUUAACAGAAAUAAAGGCUAGAGUUUCUAGCCUAAUCUAUAUUACGUGUUUCACAUUUCCCUUAACAUAAAAUAAUGUGAAAUCUAAUUUAAUCAAUUAGAAAAAUGGCAGCAAAACUGAUUCAGAUCAAUUUCUUAAAUAAAGUGAUGGGUAAAUCAGUUGCUCCACUGGUGUCCAUUUGACAACAAAAACGAUUGACUGAUACAUAUUUUUGGCAUAUGUUUUUUUUUUUUUUCAAUAAAUGUCUUUUGUCAUAGCAUGUUUAUUUUACCGUACA